AUGUUGCAAGGUGAUGUGCCUAGGCAUGUAGGUGUCGAAGGCGAAGGAAUACCGAAGGCGACACAAAGGUUGCAUGUCGCAAGGCAAUGUGACUACUCACGAGGGUGCCGAAGGCAUAAGACUUGUAUGUUGCAAGAGAAGGUGCUCAGGCAGGGGGAUGCCGAAGCAUCUUCGACAACUGUGCAGAUUCAGAGUGAAUUUGGAGCUGGGCUUCGAGAUAGCUUUAAGGCAGGUGCCGUUCAGCAAGAAAGCAUUUGUCGAGAGGACAUUGUCGCAAGCAGCCCCGGUGUUUCUGCAUAG
Prunus armeniaca (apricot) is the source of this 300-nucleotide messenger RNA. The record is from the annotation of a GenBank genome assembly. NCBI's taxonomy places the organism in Eukaryota, Viridiplantae, Streptophyta, Magnoliopsida, Rosales, Rosaceae.